Messenger RNA from Gasterosteus aculeatus aculeatus (three-spined stickleback), 5189 nucleotides. RefSeq names its product MICAL-like 1a (gene micall1a). Lineage: Eukaryota; Metazoa; Chordata; Actinopteri; Perciformes; Gasterosteidae. Gene Ontology annotation, molecular function: protein binding. The record is from RefSeq and is a predicted model, not a curated record.
UGUGUGUCGUCAGGCGGGUACAGAUUAACUAGGAUACAACCGGUGCGACGCUGUUUUAAUCCACAUUCCUUCUCGGGGGUAUAUAACGUUAUAUAUAUAUUAUUUGCAGUGGCGCAAUUAGGGGACGAAAAGAGGACGUCGCCAUUAGCGCACAACUUUGUAUCCGGCGUUUUAACAGCCAUUGCACUCACUGCAGCAACAAACCAAACCGCGUUGUGAUCCACCUCCAGGAGGAGGACACCGUCACCUCGGCACGAAACGGGAUCAACGCCCUACACGGUCAAAGACAAUCCCCAGAGCCAGCCGGCGCCCGCUAAAAGAAGCAGAAUGGCAAGCUGUAAAGUUGGACAUAAGCUGACAGCGGGCUAACACACCGUAGCGUCGUAGCUAACGUCAGUAGUCGCUACGUCAAGAACUUUGUUUGUUUGUUUUUUUGGUCCGUGGUUCUGGCCACAGUACGUUUGCACUUUAAAUGUUGUCACAGCUGUCUGCAUAACUCGAUACGGAGGCAUAACGCAAUUUGUACUUUCCAAACUGCGGUAACGUCUCGCCAGCCAUGCUAGUUUUCUCGACGUCACUCGCUGGCAAUGAAUGUAUCGCAUCGCAUCGUCGGGUGUCGUCUGGCCGUCGCCCCCUUCACUGAAACUCCGCCGGUGACUCGUGAUGUAACCAGGGAUAAAUACGCCUCGAGGAACGGGACCAUUUUAAAUUGACAGCGAUACCGGUUGCUUGGACUUCAUCGGCAGUCGUAUCAUGGGGUCUCUGAAGGCUCUCCAGGAGUGGUGUCGGAUCCAGUGUGAACAUUACAACGAUGUGGAGGUAAAGGACAUGUCGACGUCCUUUCGGGACGGUUUGGCGUUUUGUGCCAUAAUACAUCGUUACAGACCGGAUCUGAUUGACUUUGGCUCGCUGUCCAAAGAGAAUGUAUACGAGAACAACCGCCUGGCCUUUGAUGUGGCAGAGACACAGCUGGGGAUCCCAGCCCUGUUGGACCCAGAAGACAUGGUGUCCAUGAAAGUGCCUGACCGUCUCAGCAUCAUCACCUACGUCUCUCAGUACUACAACUUCUUCAACAACAAGUCUGGAGCAAACCCCCCUUGCUUGAAAAGGCUGAGUUCUGUGGGUCAUAAUGAGCCUGCCCAGAAGAGGCCACCAACCCCUUUGGAAGACAAAGUAGUUGAGUCUGAGCCGAGCCGGCCUGCGCAGACCGGUGCAGAAGCGGUUGCAGCAGUCAGGCCCGGUACACUCAGCAGCACCUGUGCCGCCUGCCAGAAACAUGUCCACCUGGUUCAGAGAUUUCUGGUGGACGGCAAACUCUUUCAUCGCAGCUGCUUCAGGUGCACGGAGUGUCACAGCACUUUGCUUCCUGGAUCUUACAAAUUCGGAAGCAGCUCUGGGGCCUUGGUCUGUACACAUCACCUUGCAAGGCAUGUUUUAGCCAAUCAGAACGGCCGGCCGGAUUUUAGUAAGAGACCAGUGGAAGGUCAGUCUUCAAGGAUCAGUGGGAGCAUAAUCGCUCACACUUCGCCCUCUGAGGUCGACCGAGCAGAGACUCCUUCUCCAGUAAACCAAACCAAUGAAACUGACAUGCCAACCAACGACUGUGACGCGGUCCCUGCUGUCACAACAAAUGGAGGAGACUCUUUGGAAGAAGCCAAAGUGAUGGACGGCAGUGGAGAGAGGGAGGAAACGCCUCGUUCUUCUUCUCCUCCCAACCCUUUUGAUGAGAGCGAUGAAGAAGUGGAAGCGGCAGAGAAGGCGGAAGAGACAAACACUCCAGCCAAAUUAACAAUCAAUGGGGACCUCGCUUCUGCAGCGACCAGUCAUAACGAAGGUGCCAGUCGGCCAGUACCGGCACCUCGUCGGGUCCCGGAUCCCUCCCCUCCUCCUCGCCCUGCCCCUCGGGUUCGGUUAACCUGUACGGGAGACGGCCUUACAGUCGAUGAAUACCAGAAGCCUCCGAUUCCUCCCAAACCGCGAGCGAGAUCACAAUCUCCUAGAAGCAUGUCAAGUGGCACCCAUAAACCCAAAGACCCACCAUGGCUCGCCCUGGUCCAAUCAGAAUCCAAGAAGAAGAAAGCCCCUCCCCCUCCCGGACUGGCAACCCUCCCCAAUAUAGGCUCUCUGUCCUCUCCCAAAGGGGAAGGCUCCAGACCCAGAACGCCCCCUGUACCCGCCAACCCCUUUGAGGAGGAUGAUGAUGAAGAGGAAAAUGCGGGGGAAGCAGAGGGGAGCGGAGGAGGGGCAAUUCCGCCCCCAGUGGUGGCGAGCCACCCGUGGUACAGAAUCACUCAGGCACCUGACGAGACGGGUGCUGACCCUCCCCCUAGAGGAGGAAGCUCGUCCCGCUCUGCGAGCCCCGGGAGCGCCAAGAGCAAGAAACGGGCGGCACCUCGUGCUCCGCAUCCACCUGCAGGUCCCCAAGUUCCGUCUCACUCUCAGCCCUCCUCUUGCUCUCCUUCUCCAGCUCUCAGCACAGAGAGUCUGUCCUCCAACUUGGACUACAGCUCCUCCCAUCCCCAGUUAGGUGGCUGUGCCAGCGGCGACCAGGAACACGCCUUCUCCAAAAGUGUCUCUGAGCCUUCCAUCUGUUCACCGUGCAGCGCCACGCCAUCUCCUUCCUCCUCCUCGACCGAGGUCCCUCAUCCUUCCCUAAGCCCCUACCCUUCUCCCAUGCCAUCAAAUGCCAGCUCAGCUCCAGCUACCCCACAGCCAAGUCGCAGCCCUGGGACGAAGGGGAGCGUAGACCCUCCCCCACGACCCGCGACGACCCCCAGCUCAUUGGCUACGGGAGCCGCCCGGCCACACAAUAAGCGGAUCUGCAAAGAGAAUCCAUUCAACCGGAAAGCUUCUCCCACUCCCGAGAAAUCCAAACCAGCAAAAGGCCCUCGUCCAGCCAGACCCCCGGCCCCGGGCCACGGCUUCCCUCUUAUCAAACGCAAGGUGCAGUCAGACCAGUACAUCCCAGUAGAGGACAUCCAUGGGGAGAUGGGUCAGCUGGAGAAGCAUCUGGAUGAACUGGAGCAGAAGGGAGUGGAGCUAGAGAAGAAGCUGAGAGACAACCCCAACGAUGAGGAUGAGGAGCACCUGUUGGUGGACUGGUUCACUCUCAUCCAUGAGAAACAUCUCUUAGUACGACGAGAAGCUGAGCUUGUCUACACAGCGAAGCAGCAGAGCCUGGAAGAGAGACAAGCUGAUGUGGAGUAUGAGCUGAGGUGUCUUCUCAACAAACCAGAGAAAGACUGGACGGAGGAGGACAAGAGUCGGGAGCAGGAGUUAAUGGCUGAGCUGGUCACCAUCAUCGAACAGCGUAACCAAAUUGUCAACAACAUGGACCAGGACAGGCAGCGGGACGAAGAGGAGGACAAACUCAUGGAAGCCAUGCUGAAGAAAAAAGACUUCCAUAAGGAUCCGGAUGUUGACCCGCCAAAGAAAAAAGGGGGAAAGUUCAAACCCAUAAAGGUGCUUAAGCGGCUGAGCCAUAAAGGAGAACCAGGCAAGAGCCCCCGAAAGGAGAAAACGCCGUAGCAAGAACUGCCUUUUUUCUCAGCGCCGGCUUCCUUUUUUUCCCCCCCAACUGUUGUCAAUGAGGAGAUGCGGCCACCUACUGAAAGGGUGCUGCCCCCAGCCUCUUAUUAUGGCCCCUUCUAUUUUUUUGUGCAAGCGUUUUGAGAGCUUCAAGUGUAAAAGAUAUGAACUGUUUAAAAAAAAAAGAGCUUGUGCAUUACAGUAGAACGUGGAGGGAAAGCUUGUUCUGGUUGUUUAGAAUUUUAGUUUGGUUACUUGCUAUCAUAACAAAGACCGAAAAGCUCAUUUUGAGCCGAUCAGCAGGGCGGACUGAGUACUGCUGGUGAUUUUAUUACCUUACACCUUGUGUCGCCUUGCUGUAAUGUUACAGAUGUGCGCAUCUAUUAGAAACAUGAGGGAGAAAUCCUUUGAUGCACGUUGGGACAAAUGCGUAACAGACCAAAUAGACAAUAACGUCAUUGAAGCACUCCCCAGGAAAAGUGUGCUAUGUGGAAUCGGGCCCGAAGGCAAAUAUAAGACAAGGAGAAAAGAAAUGCACCAGAUGCAGAAGAUAAGAUGAGGUCACCUUUAACUGUAACAUAAAUGACUUUGACUCUCCGCUCACAUCUCACUUGAUGCUUCUCUGCAGUGACUAUUAACAGUUGCCUUUUGUGUUUUUAAAGAGACAACUUAACAUUUCAACUGCUUUAAGAGCUGGCGUGUUUAUAAGCUCUCUGACCUUUCAAUUGAGUGAAUUGUUGUCCGUUGCAGAGUAUGUGCAUCCUGCAGGCCUGAGUCAAGGUUCAUCCAUAGUCAGACCAGACAGUUGGCUUUGAAUGAAGUCUGAUGGAUGCAAAUUUAUGUUUUUAAUAUGCUCCUGUGUUAUAUCGGUGUCUCCUGCUCCCAAUGGUAGGAGUUGGAUAUCCGAGAAGGUUUCACCUCGUGUCUGGAUUGAGCCGUUGGUACGAGCGAAAGUUAAAAAGUUUCAUAUGAGCUAUGCUUCAAAUGCUCGAGCUGCAAAGGCGACCCAAGCUCUCCAGCUGCUGUGUUAUGAUUGUCUUUGGUGUCCUUGUUUUUACGUUUCUUCUGUGAUAGUUUUGCAAUGGUGUCUUUUUUUUGUAAAUGCAUAUCCUUAAAGACGUGGAUGAGCGUAGAAACAGUAUUUGUGCGUGUGUGAUUGGACACAAAGUACAAAACGUGAGCUUAUGAAAGUCAGCACAUAAAAACUUGUUCAACUGAUGUCAGAAGGUUUAUUAAUAUGAAAGGUCACUCAUGCAAUAAUGAAAAUUAAAAGACCGAUCUAUGAUAUUUGAACUGUAACAAAGCACCAUCUUAUAACAGUUUUAACCAUCAGGGAAAACCUGAAUAUGCAAUCAUUAAUUUAUAUUUUAAUGUUUUUCCAUAUGUCUGUGUUGCCUUAAUGGAUAGGAAAAAAUGUGUUAAUAGUGUUUGUACCAGUGCCAUUUAUUUAAUUACAGGUGUGGAUAAGCACCAUUUGUUCAACUUAUGUAAAGUAUGUUUUGUCGCGUUAGAAUCUGCACUCCCUUCUAAAUGGUAAUCUCUGUUGUGUCUGGUUCUGCCCUGUUCCUGUCUUCAUGUCCCGCUGAAACCAUGGGCUUCUGUAGCAGGAUUAUAAAAAAGAAUGACACAGGAAGGCGGAGGAUUAAAAUAACUUAAAGCGG